ACGCCCACUACACCCACUACACCCACUACACCCACUACACAGCUCAGAUUCAGAACGAGGGGGUUUAGUUACCUAGUUUUGGAACUCGUAUCGCAUGUCUCGACAUAACGGAAACAUAUUUGUCCUAGUAGAAAGAAAAUCAUGUCAAAUCUACAAUCCACAAAGAGUAGUGGCAAAGACCACCCAGGAUUACGCCUCCCGACAAGCGGAAAGACCAUCUACCACCGACCGCUAAACCGCUCCAAGGCAUCAGAGCUCAGCGGCGCCAGUUUCGCCUACUUGUUUUCUGAGAUGGUGGGAUACGCAUCCAAAAAGAUUGAGAGCAUUCAGGAUUUGGAGAAGCGGCUCAAUGUACAGGGUCAUCCGAUCGGUCUGAAGCUCCUCGAUUUAUUACUGUACCGCGAAGCACCGCGCUCGCAAACGCGCUCCCUAAACAUCAUCACGCUCCUUCACUUCAUCAAGAUCAACGUCUGGCAGCACCUAUUUGCCCGGGUGGCGGACGGGCUAGAAAAAUCCUCGGACCCCAGCAAACCUGACGAGUAUAUGAUCAUCGACAACGAGCCCCUCGUCAACCGAUACAUCAGCGUGCCCCGAGACAUGAGCCAGCUAAAUUGCGCUGCCUACGUGGCCGGCAUCAUCGAGGGUGUCUGCGACGGCUCGGCCUUUCCAGCCAGAGUCACAGCGCAUAGCGUGGGGAAGCAAGAAGAGGGUGAGAUGUGGCCUGGUCGAACCGUCUUCUUGGUCAAGUUUGCGCCCGAGGUUAUGGAGCGAGAAAGUUACCUAGGGAAGGGAUGAAAACAUCAAUAUAUAUAUAUAUAUAUAUAUACCUACAUAUAUAU
Molecule: messenger RNA, 839 nt
Organism: Hypoxylon fragiforme
Lineage: Eukaryota; Fungi; Ascomycota; Sordariomycetes; Xylariales; Hypoxylaceae
Product: putative SPP30 protein
Exons: 2
Coding region: 142-795 (217 amino acids)
Biological process (GO): endoplasmic reticulum to Golgi vesicle-mediated transport
Cellular component (GO): TRAPPIII protein complex; TRAPPI protein complex; TRAPPII protein complex
Source: RefSeq, a predicted model, not a curated record